Schistocerca nitens (vagrant locust) is the source of this 1932-nucleotide messenger RNA. Its product is annotated as CREB-regulated transcription coactivator 1-like. The transcript is spliced from 4 exons. The record is from RefSeq and is a predicted model, not a curated record. Bases 157 to 1332 code for a protein of 391 amino acids. Lineage: Eukaryota; Metazoa; Arthropoda; Insecta; Orthoptera; Acrididae.
CCUGUACGAGUCUUUGUCAUCAGCGUAGUGGGAGGGGGAAUGGGUGAAGUCCUGGGGCAGUCUGCCGACAUUCCACAGACCUUGUGCUCGUAACAUUCAGUUCACUUCAGUCGCCUGCGUAUAACAACGGGAUAGAGCAAACGACUUAGAGGGCCUAUGGAUCUUCAUAUAUUUACUCUCUUGGCUCUGGUAGAAGCCUUCGUGUUGGAGCCCGGAAUGCAGCGGCCGGGUAGUCCUCGACCACCCCCAACGCCUCCACCAAGGCCGAGGCCACCAAAGCCACCCCCGCGACCGCAGCCUCCGCCACCUACGCCGCCAGCAGCAGCUGCUGCUCCAGUUGUCAACCUUCAUCCAACGAGGCGAAUCGAUCUGGGAAUGUUUGAGAAAGAAUCGUGCCCUGAAAAGGAUAUUGCAGAGAGGCAAUUAAUUGAAGAUCAUAAGGUGGUCGCACCAGUAAUAGCUACAUUUUUGUUCCCCGUAGAUGGUGGGUCUAUGAUCAUUGUGGACCUGGAGAAGAAGUUGCAAAAUCUACUGACUUUUCCAAGUGCAGCAUCUACUGUAGCUACUGAGUCUCGUCACCACUCCAUACUGUCAUCCUCUUUUGCUUACCAUGCUAUGGGAAGUAUGUGUCGACGUCCAGUUGUCCAUGGUUCUGACGACCAACGAACAGAUUUCAAUUAUCUGGAAGGAACUGCAGCUCAGCAGGACUGCCCUGACGUGAGCGUCAAAACACCAUACACUCUCAAGCUUAGCUCCUCCGCUCCUGAAGGUCCAGGUGGUUUUGUUGACCAGAACAGUGCUCCUCUAUCUACUGUUACACUGCCGAAAGGAGAUGAACAGCAGCUGUCUGGUCGCCUACCAAAGAAGCGUUGGGAAAAUUCAUAUUCCGACUCGACAGGCGCGCCUGCCGUACUGGAGGUCUACAGUUAUAUGCCUUCUCAGACAUCGGAGACCUGCGCAUCUCCAUCCGCUGCACUGGACAGUUACAGCAACACACAGCCUGGUGCUACAUCUGCUGAUAAGCCUGCUGUGGGAGCAGGACUCCAACAAGAGCAGCUGUGGCAGCACCCUGCCCAGCUCCCGACAGCUGUGAUUCCAGUACCGGAAUAUAAGGCACUGUUGUGGAGUCUAUGUAUUUUCGCCUGUUUGCUCCCCACCUCUCCUGGGUAUGUUGGUCACAAUACGAAUCCACAGCCUGCUGCAGGAACACUUCUUCUUCUGCAAAAUGAGAAGGCUGGGAAUCCGACUGCUUUCGCAGGACCUGCAAGAGAAGCUGUGCUAGCCUGCAGUUGGGACCCUGAGAAACCCUUUAACCAGGACGGUCAGCACUAGGGGCUAAUAAUGGGCCCCUGCUGUCUUACAUCUGCAGAAGAGCUUGCUGCGGAACACGUUUGGGUUAUCAUCCGUUUUGCCUGUCAGCAUGCGCACAGCACAAUGAAUCCAACAGAAAAUGAUGCAUCACAGGACUCCCUCCAGAAGAUUUGCUACAAUCUGACAAUAAUCGUUGUUAUGAGUUCGGUGUUAUUUCUUUUAUGGCUUUCCGGACGGACUUCAAGAGGAAAACAUUACCACAGGUGUCUGGAAAUGCUGGGGUAGCCUCUGAAGUCGUCUGAAAAUGAGAAGUUGUUUUUCGGAACGCUGUAGCUGUAAAAAUGAAAGGGAGAGUGAAAGAAAAUCUAAGAACGUAAGUUUCGAGUCUCUUUACAAUGGAUUUUUUUUUUACCGAAGUCUGAUAUCUGACGAUUUCAUGCAAUAGUCAGAUAGUCAAUAAUUUUGGCUCUUCAGAAGGUGAAACCUAUUUUUACAAUCUUGCUAAACUAAAGCAACUUUGAUUGUCUUUUAUGGCGUGACCACAGCCCAGAAUCGCAUCCAGUUAAUAUUGCUUUGCGACUAUCUGAAUCAUCAACACAAUACAUAUGUAAAAAUGCACUU